AUGCUACCCCAUUCAAGCAGUGGUACCCCAUUCACUAUGGAGUUGACAUCUGUAGGAAGAAAGGCUUCUGCUGCAAAGAAGGAAUCUGCUGAGGGACAAGAGGGUGAGGCAGCAGCUGAGGAAACAAAGAAGAGCAACCAUGUCAAGAGGAAGCUUGAGGAGUGUCAGAAGGGACGUGAGCUUGACGCUCACAUUGAAGAGCAAUUUGGUAGUGGAAGCUUGCUGGCGUGCUUUUCUUCCCGCCCUGGACAGUGUGGCCGAGCUGAUGGGUACAUCCUUGAGGGUAAAGAGCUUGAGUUCUACAUGAAGAUGCUUCAGCGCAAGAAGGGCAAGGGCGCUGCAGCUUAG
Molecule: messenger RNA, 348 nt
Organism: Miscanthus lutarioriparius
Lineage: Eukaryota; Viridiplantae; Streptophyta; Magnoliopsida; Poales; Poaceae
Source: the annotation of a GenBank genome assembly